AUGGACCCAGCAUGGAAAGAAUCAGAGGUUGCGAACCUUGGAGACGAUGAUCAAGUCACUGACAACGAUGAGGAUCUCGUUUCAGAUGCCGACUCAGACGAAAUGGAACUCAGAGGCGAUAUCGCAAAGUAUGAACAGUCCGUCCGAGAAUUCCUCUAUUCACACCACGGUGCUGGGGGCAGCGCUGGCGCCGGCAAUGAUAGCGAUGACGGAGCAUUGAGGAGUGCUCCGCCGAUGUCGAGAAGCAAAAAUGCUUCGCGCUCCCUGCGAGGUCCUCGAAAGGCUGCUGAGCCCCGAGGCGACAUCAAGCUUCGUCUCGCGGGAGUGAAUCAGGCGUUCAUGAGUGGAGACUAUGCCCUCGCUCGGGAUCUUGUAUUUGAGAUCAUCAGAAUCAACGCCGAAACUCAUCAAGCAUGGACUGUUCUAGCUUCCAUCUUCCGGGAAGAAGGCGCCAAUGACCAGGCUUUGAUGGCCAUGGUCAUUGCUGCUCAUCUAAGGCCUAAAGACUUCGCAGCCUGGAUGGAUUGUGCGUCCUUUGCCAUGAGCCUCGCCGAGGGUGGCCAAGAUGGCGCCCUCAAGACGGCCCUUAUGUGUUACUCAUCUGCAAUCAAGGCUCAACCAACGAACCUUGAAGCGAGAUUGGGCAGAGCCGAAGCAAGUCACCGCCAGGGAUUCUUAUCCCAGGCUAUUACUGAGUUCACCUUCGUCAUUGAGCGUCGCCCCCUGGACAUAGAUGUCGUUAGACGGCUGGCAGAGGCUUGCGCCGACUCCGGAGGCAUGGAAGAUGUCCAAAAGGCCGUUUCAGCCUACAAGACGUACUUCGCACAUGCACGAAGCACCGAACAGGAAGGGGAGGGGGAGCUGUCAUGGCACGACAUCAGCAUUUAUGUGGAACUCUUUGCUUGCGCUGGAGACUUUGCAAACGCCAUCGCAGAUCUCAAGGCGCUUUCGCGUUGGCUGCUCGGGCGACGAAACGAUCAAACGUGGGAUGCUUGCAUCGAUGACAGAGAAUGGGACCGUGAUCACACCCGCCGUGUUGAACUCCCCUCGUUCAAUCCGUCUGCCUACGGUCCAUAUACAUAUGGCCUGGGAUUACCUCUGGAAUUCAGAGCCCGUCUUGCUCUGUACCGGCUGAAGAUCCGAGAUGGGGAGGAAUCAGAUCUACAUCUUCGGUGGCUGGAUCCAACUGAAUCCGCUACGGCCACCGCGAUUGAGGGGUUUCCCUACCUCGUUCGAGAUAUUGCAGAUGAACUUUGCGCCGUCCAGCGGCAUCCGGAGGCACUAGAUUACUACGAACUGCUGCGUCAUUCCAUAUACGGACAAGACGCCACUUUACUACUUCAACUUGGCCGCUGCUACCUGAGAAAGUUCGAUAACGUGGCGGCGGAGGACUGUUUUCUUGUGGCCAUCCAGGUCGACGAGACCAACAUCGACGCCCGUUAUGAACUAGCCACGAUAUAUGAAAAGGCGAAGGAGGAGGAGGAGGCUUAUAUUCUCGUGACCGAAGCGAUCGCUCUUCAAGGUAUCAACGACGAAGGAGGCCUCGUCGGCGGUGGCCGUGGAGACAUUGGCGGCGACUCUCAUCGCCGAUUAUCGGGAUCACUAGGCUCUGGGUUGGCCGAUGGUGCCAAAUCCCGGCGCAGACGGGAAUACAAGCGUCGGCCGGCAAGUAGCGGAAUUGUUCGCCCCAGAUAUCGCCCGAAGCGGCUGGUCGCUCCCGAUCAACGGAUGCAAGAAGAACGGGCCCGGGCCGAUGAGCUCACUAGGCGCUACGAGGUUGUGCGCAGUCUGAAGAAGGAGAUUCAAGCGGGCGACCACUCACUGAUACCAACAUGGAUGGCCGCUGCUGGCGACCUCGUGGGCGAGUUCAGGUCCUUUAGGAAGUUCUAUCCUUGGGACAAAUACCUCAAGUUUCUUGGGGCUGCCAACGAUGUUGUCUUCAGCGCUUCAUCCCGAACUCAGCCUGGUCUAUCUGAACUGGCCGAGAGAUUGUCAAAAAAUAUGGCACCAUCCCUCUCGGACGAGAGGAGAAUAAAUGUGGCGUAUGAAGAUGACGGCUAUCGAGGGAUCCCUUUCGGCGAAUGGCUCGAGCUGUUUCUUGACUACGCCAUCAGCCUUGCCCUCGACAAUCGUGCAGAGGAGGCCUAUCAAGUUUGCGAAGCAGCUCGAGAUUCCAUCGUGUUUGUCAACUCCAAGGAUUACAUGUUCUUGAUCCAUAUCGCAUGGGCGGCAUGCGCUAUAUAUCUCUCUGACGAAGAGAUGUGUGUAGCUGUCGCCCGAUUCUUUAUGAAGGUACGGCAGCUGGACUCGGAUUCAUACCGCAUGUUCGCCGCUCUAUGCAGACUGUGCCAGUCUCCGGCAUCCUGGUACAAUUCAGGACCUGCACAGAAGUACAUAUUACGCCAGAUCAAGAUCAUUGAUGCUUCUCACUUUGGCGCGGCACCGACGGACAGGGGCUAUGAAGUUGCAGUCGGUGAUCGCACCAGCACUGCCGAGGCCAAGCAGCUCGAUACCUGUUUGCUGAUGCUCUACGGGCAUAUCCUAUUCACCUCGACCAGCUACACCUUUGCUCUGAACUACUUCCUUCGAGCGCGAACUUUGGACCCCUUGAACCCCAUGAUCAGUCUCAGUGUGGGACUAGGAUAUAUCCAUCACGCCCUCAAGCGGCAGGCCGAUAACCGUCAAUAUCUUAUCAUGCAGGGAUUCGCCUGUGUGUUCGAAUUCUGCCAUUCCAAACUCUCCGGAACGCUGGACGAGAGGAGGGAGGCCUUUUUCGGUGUGGCGAGGACUUUCCAUAUGCUUGGUCUGCAUCAUCUGGCUCUAGAGUGGUAUCGAAAAGUCGUUGGUGCCGAAGACCCAGAGGCUGCCGAGCCAUGGGGGAACGCAAGCAGCCGGGACGUGAUACUCAAUGCGGCGUACAACGAGUAUGCACUCUUCAUUAGUAGUGGGAGCGUUGACGAGCUGGAGCAGUCUGUUCUGCCUCGGCUGGUCCUAUAG
Colletotrichum orchidophilum is the source of this 2997-nucleotide messenger RNA. RefSeq names its product RNA polymerase III transcription factor tfiiic. The coding region runs from base 1 to 2997 and encodes 998 amino acids. Gene Ontology annotation, molecular function: protein binding. Gene Ontology annotation, biological process: transcription by RNA polymerase III. Lineage: Eukaryota; Fungi; Ascomycota; Sordariomycetes; Glomerellales; Glomerellaceae. The transcript has 5 exons. The record is from RefSeq and is a predicted model, not a curated record. Gene Ontology annotation, cellular component: transcription factor TFIIIC complex.